Molecule: messenger RNA, 1815 nt
Organism: Verticillium dahliae VdLs.17
Lineage: Eukaryota; Fungi; Ascomycota; Sordariomycetes; Glomerellales; Plectosphaerellaceae
Product: NADPH:adrenodoxin oxidoreductase
Exons: 5
Coding region: 270-1727 (485 amino acids)
Biological process (GO): ubiquinone biosynthetic process
Cellular component (GO): mitochondrion
Source: RefSeq, a predicted model, not a curated record
GCGGGGCGAAAGGCCGAAAGUGACCGGCGCUUUCGGCGCCGAGAUAAAAUCGUGAUAUUCCCAGAUCCCCGGCACUAAGCGAAGCAGAAAAAUGAAUGGACAUGCGACUUCGGAAAACUGGCUAUUCGUAAUCUCGUUGUUCUCAAUGUUUCACGAAAGCAUUUAACGGCGGUUCGGCUUCAUGUUAAACCUUGGCUGCCACUAUCGGUUGGUCCUACAUCCAAUAUUACUAGUCACGCCGCAACAAAUCCGCCGAUUCCUCGUCCAGAAUGGGUUCACUCGUACUCACCGCGGGGACCAGGACUUCAUGUGCCAGAGUCUCGUCGUCUCUGAAGCGCACAAUCCUCCACCCCCAACCACAUUUGACUCGUCAUGCAAGCACGCAUUCAAGCGGCAGAACGGCUCCGCGUAGGCCAGACGAACCCCUUCGCAUGGCCAUUGUGGGAUCUGGCCCUGCUGGAUUUUAUACCGCGUACCGAGUCAUGUCUCGAUUGCCCCAAGCCCGAGUCGAUAUGUACGAGUCUCUGCCAGUCCCCUAUGGGCUCGUUAGGUUUGGUGUGGCGCCUGACCACCCAGAGGUGAAGAAUUGCCAGGACAAGUUUGAAGAGAUAGCUAGCUCCCCAAACUUCACCUUUGUCGGCAACGUCUCCGUAGGCGAUGCGACUCAUCAGCCGCACAGUCGAACCGUCCAACUGCCUAGUUUGCUCCGUAACUAUGAUGCCAUCUUGUUCUCAUACGGCGCCAUCAAGGACAAGGCACUAAACAUACCCGGUGAGUCAUCUCUUGCCGGUAUAUACUCGGCACGGCAGUUUGUUGGAUGGUACAAUGGGCUUCCCGAAUCGGCUGCCCUCGCCCCAAAUCUCACCACAGGCGAUGAAGCCGUUGUGAUCGGCCAGGGGAACGUUGCUCUUGACGUUGCAAGAAUACUUCUAGAAGACAUCGAUGUUCUGCGAAAGACGGACAUUACCGAUGAGGCUUUGGCCACAUUAGCCACUUCUCGUAUACGUCGGGUACAUGUCGUUGGAAGGCGCGGGCCAAUGCAGGCACAAGUGUCGACCGCGCCCAGGUCAUGGUCUUUGGACUUUUGCCUUUCACCGACCGAGUUUGUAGCCAGCGAUGUCUCGCCUCACUUUGUCGGCAGCACAGUGCUCGAACGCACAGAGCUCACCUCCAAGUUCGAUCCAAACGCCCAGGCGCAGCUGAAGGGCGAAAAGGUCAUUUUACCGUCAUCCCUUGUCUUUCGCUCCAUCGGGUACAAAUCAGCACCGCUCCUGGGUUUUCAAGAGGCAGGUGUGCUGUUUGAUGAGCGGCGCGGCGUCAUCAUGAACGAUGGGCAAGGACGUGUUCUUCGAAGAACGUCGACUGAGCUUGAGACCGAUAUCAUGUCAGAAAUUUCCCCUGGGCUUUACUGCGCUGGCUGGGUCAAGCGUGGGCCCACGGGAGUCAUUGCAACCACCAUGCAGGACGCUUUCGAUACUGGCGACUCGAUUGUGCGAGAUUGGCUCUCGGGUAUCAAGUUCCUACAGGCAGGAGAAGAUUCGAGCUCAAGCCCGCUGCCAGGAUGGGACAGGGUGCGUACAGAAAUGGCUGUGGACAAGAAUCAGCCUACCGUGGACUGGCACGGCUGGCGCAAGAUCGACCAAGCUGAGCGAGAAAAGGGGCAGGAGAAAGGUAAGGAACGUGAAAAGUUCACAAGCACUAAGGCCAUGCUCGAAGUUGUAGCAUAAAGUGGAUCGAGCACUAUAAAGGACAAUCAUUUGUGUACAACAUUUUACUGCUUCAGCUUUUCCGUCAACUCCGGAACCUUGUCGAAAA